Molecule: messenger RNA, 3354 nt
Organism: Enterobius vermicularis (human pinworm)
Lineage: Eukaryota; Metazoa; Nematoda; Chromadorea; Rhabditida; Oxyuridae
Source: the annotation of a GenBank genome assembly
AUGGGAGGAGAAUUUGGCUGCUCCCUCGAGGAGCUGCGAAAUCUGAUGGAAUAUCGUGGAGCUGAGGCUCGAGAUAAGAUUGCGAAUGAUUACGGCGGUAUUGAAGGAUUAUGCAAGUCGUUGAAAACAUCUGUAGUAGAUGGCUUACCGAGUGAUGAACAGGUUUUGCAAAGACGUCGCGCUGUUUUUGGUUCUAAUGAAAUACCACCUCACCCACCUAAGUCUUUACUGAGGCUAAUAUGGGAAGCACUGCAAGACAUGACCUUAGUGAUUCUUCUUGUUUGUUCCAUAUUUUCACUAGCGCUCCCUUUCCUAAAUCCACCAUCUGCAGGUAAAAUGAUGAAUCAUUUCUUCGCUAAUUGGAUUGAAGGUGUUGCAAUUCUUCUCUCUGUUGUGGUAGUUGUACUAGUUACUGCUCUUAACGAUUAUCAGAAGGAGAGGCAGUUUAGAGGGUUACAAGCUAAAAUUGAAACCGAACACAAAUUUUCUGUUGUUCGAGGGGGUCAGGAAAAGGAAGUUUUAGUCAAGGAGCUGGUUGUAGGGGAUAUUGCUCAUGUAAAAUACGGUGAUCUUUUACCAGCAGAUGGUAUACUGUUGCAAAGCAACGAUUUAAAAGUCGAUGAGUCGUCUUUGACCGGGGAAUCCGACUUAAUCCGAAAGGAUCCUGAUCAUGAUCCAGUGUUACUUUCGGGUACUCACGUAAUGGAAGGUAGUGGCAAGAUGCUUGUGACCGCGGUAGGCGUAAAUUCACAAACAGGUAUAAUCAUGUCUUUGCUAGGAGCUGCUAAGGAUGUAGUUGAGCAGGAGAGGAAGGCAACAAAAAGAGAUGUUCUUAUAUUUAGCUGGUGGCUUUUUUUGGAGGUGUCUUUAAAUGUUCCGCCUGACUCAAAUUUUGUUUCAGCUCAGACCGAAACAGAUGGUUCUGCUUCUGCAACGGCUGAAGGACACAAAGAAGGCAUUAAAGGGGUCAAGGGAGGUGCUGAAGAAGAGAAAGGGGGUGAUGAGGAUGAGGAAGCAAAAAAGGACCGUUCUGUUUUACAGGCAAAGCUUACCAGACUGGCAAUCCAAAUUGGAUACGCUGGUUCGUUCAUAGCUUUGUGCACUGUACUGAUUCUGAUAAUACGGUACUGUGUACAGCAUUAUGCUAUCGAUAAGGAAUCUUUCAAACUCGGUGACUUGCGUCAUUUUGUCGGUCAUCUAAUUAUUGGUGUAACUGUUCUUGUAGUAGCGGUACCUGAAGGAUUGCCACUGGCAGUCACUUUGUCUUUGGCUUACUCAGUUAAAAAGAUGAUGAAAGAUAACAAUCUUGUACGUCAUCUGGACGCCUGUGAAACCAUGGGAAAUGCAACCAGUAUUUGUUCAGAUAAAACUGGAACUCUUACUACAAAUCGGAUGACAGUUGUGCAAAGCUAUAUCAACGAGGUUCAUCAUAAGGAAACUCCAUGGUUUGACAAAUUAGACAAAGAGACGAGGAAGUUGAUGUUGGAUUGUAUAUGCAUUAACAGUAAUUACACUUCUCAAGUCAUCCCUCCAGAAACGCCGGGUGGUUCGAUAACUCAGCUUGGCAACAAGACCGAGUGUGCGCUGCUUGGCUUCGUUGUGGCUUUAGAACAGAAUUAUAAAGCAAUCAGGGACAAACACCCUGAAAGCACCUUUUUUAAGGUUUACACUUUCAAUUCAGUCCGGAAGUCUAUGUCAACCUUUGAUGAAGACCAAGAGGGCUAUCGGGUGUUUAGCAAAGGCGCUUCUGAAAUCAUAUUAAAAAAGUGCCGCUGGUUUAUUGGAAAGGAUGGUGCACUGACAAAGUUUUCUCAGAAGGACUACGAUCGCUUGGUCACAAAUGUUAUUGAACCAAUGGCAUCAGAUGGGUUGCGCACUAUCUGUUUGGCGUACAAAGACUACGUCCGAGGUUUGAAAACAGCUGAAAAUCAGAUUAAUUUUGAUGGUGAAAUUGAUUGGGAUAACGAGGAUGCUAUUAUUAAUGACCUGACAGCUAUCGCAAUUGUUGGUAUUCAAGAUCCUGUCAGGCCAGAAGUACCAGAGGCCAUAUCUAAAUGUCAGCGUGCUGGUAUAACUGUUAGAAUGGUAACUGGCGAUAACAUUAAUACAGCGAGAUCUAUUGCCACUUCCUGUGGAAUUCUUAAACCUGGCGAAGACUUCAUUGCACUGGAAGGAAAAGAAUUUAAUGCCAGGAUUCGAAAUGAAAAGGGAGAAGUGGUGCAAGAAAAACUUGAUGCUAUCUGGCCUAAAUUGCGUGUUUUAGCUAGAGCGCAGCCAAGUGACAAGUACACUUUAGUUAAAGGCAUUAUUGAUAGCAAAAUAACAGAGAACAGAGAAGUUGUUGCUGUUACUGGUGAUGGGACGAAUGAUGGACCAGCACUAAAGAAAGCUGAUGUUGGCUUUGCUAUGGGCAUUGCAGGAACGGAUGUGGCCAAAGAAGCCUCAGAUAUUAUUCUUACCGAUGACAAUUUCACUUCAAUAGUAAAAGCUGUAAUGUGGGGUAGAAAUGUGUACGACUCCAUUGCAAAAUUUCUUCAGUUCCAGCUCACUGUCAAUGUUGUUGCAGUAGUGGUUGCUUUCGUCGGUGCCUGUGCCGUAAAUGACUCUCCCUUAAAAGCUGUACAAAUGUUAUGGGUAAAUCUUAUUAUGGAUACGUUGGCUUCGUUGGCUUUGGCUACUGAAAUGCCAACUGAGGAGCUUUUGCAACGUAAACCUUAUGGUCGAACGAGUCCUCUUAUUUCUCGUACGAUGAUGAAAAAUAUAAUUGGUCAUGCGGUUUACCAACUGGCUGUUCUUUUCGUACUGGUAUUUUACGGCGACAAAAUUUUCUCAAUCGAAAGUGGACGCAAUAAUGAAUCCGGUCUUCCUACAACCCAUUUCACAAUGGUGUUCAACUCUUUCGUUCUCAUGACUCUUUUCAAUGAGUUAAAUGCACGAAAAAUUCAUGGAGAGCGAAACAUUUUCAAGGGACUUUUCUCGAACUCUAUUUUUUACACUAUAUGGAUUAGCACUAUGGUAGCUCAGUUACUUAUUGUACAGUUUGGAGGGCUUUGGUUUUCUACUAAGGCUUUAACGAUCGACCAGUGGUUGUGGUGCUUUGUAUUCGGCGUUGGCGUUUUGAUCUGGGGACAGGUUGUGGUGACAAUGCCAUCAUCCGGAAUUCCAGAGACGAUGCAGAUUGGCAGCGGUGAACCUGCGCCUGCAGACCAAAUUCUGAGUGGAGAAUUUCAGGAUUCACAGACUCAUGAAAAACGCUCAGGGCAAAUAUUAUGGAUUAGGGGUCUUACACGUCUGCAAACACAGGUAACCUUUUUGAAUUGUUGUUUCAUGCGUGGUAAUAUUCUGCACAGUUAG